AAACCUUCAGGAAGCGUCGAGUCUAUGAGGUUAUUAGGACACGUGACGUCGAUUGGUACAAUCGAUCAAUCAUUGACGAGAAUAACAAAGUUGAGUGGACUUCAAACAUGGCGGGCAGUUCUCCACAGGUCUUGAAACAGGCAUUUCACGAGACUUACGAGCUAAAAGAAGAACUGGGAAAAGGUGCAUUCAGCAUUGUUCGACGGUGUGUACACAAGGAGACGAGAGUUGAGUAUGCCGCGAAAAUUAUCAACACGAGAAAGUUAUCAUCUAGAGAUCUUCAAAAGCUCGAGAGAGAAGCUAGGAUAUGCCGUCUUCUGAAACACGCAAACAUAGUUAGACUUCAUGCUAGCAUUGCUGAAGAAGGAUACCACUACCUUGUGUUUGACUUGGUUACUGGAGGAGAAUUGUUUGAAGACAUUGUUGCUAGAGAAUACUAUAGUGAAGCUGAUGCCAGUCACUGCAUUCAGCAGAUACUGGAAAGUGUUCAUCAUUGCCAUCAAAAUAAUGUUGUUCAUCGAGAUUUGAAGCCAGAAAAUUUGCUCCUUGCAAGUAAAGAAAAAGGUGCUGCGGUCAAGCUAGCUGACUUUGGAUUAGCCAUUGAGGUAGAUGGUGACAAGCAUGGCUGGUAUGGAUUUGCUGGUACACCAGGAUAUCUUUCUCCUGAGGUACUCAAGAAGGAGCCAUACGGCAGGCCUGUUGACUUAUGGGCCUGUGGUGUUAUCUUGUACAUCCUACUUGUUGGUUAUCCUCCAUUUUGGGAUGAAGAUCAACACAAGUUAUACGCUCAGAUAAAAGCCGGCGCUUAUGAUUACCCGUCGCCUGAAUGGGAUACAGUUACAGAUGAGGCGAAGGAACUUAUAAACACUUUGUUAUCUGUUGAUCAGUCCAAGAGGAUCACUGCGUCUGAGGCCUUGAAACAUCCAUGGAUUGUGAACCGUGAACGUGUGGCUUCUAAAGUACACAGACAAGAAACUCUGGACGGACUGAAGAAAUUCAAUGCCAGAAGAAAACUCAAGGGCGCAAUUCUCACCACUAUCCUGGCAACAAGUAAUUUUAAUCUUUCUGCAGUGCGACCUUUCGUUAGUAAGAAAAAAGGAUCAGAUGAGGAACUUAUGACUCAUUCUGAAGAUGAACACGAGGUUGAUGUAGUGGCUAAUAAAGCUCGAGAGCAACAUAUCAUCCAGCUUACACAGAAGCUGAUUACCAGUAUAACCACAGGAGACUUCGAAACAUACAGCAAAUUAGCUGACCCUCAUAUAACAGCAUUUGAACCAGAAGCUCGAGGUCACCUGGUUGAAGGUCUAGAGUUCCACAAAUUCUAUUUUGAGAAUGUUCUUAGCAAACGGACAACUCCAAUCAAUACGACUAUAUUGUCGCCACAUGUUCACAUGCUUGGAGAAGAAGCUGCUUGCAUCUGCUAUGUCCGACUUCAACAGUACAUCAACAGUGCUGGUGCUGCCUUGACAAGUCAAUCAGAGGAAACACGUGUCUGGCACAAAAAGUCUGGACACUGGGUCAACGUACAUUUUCACCGAUCAGGAGGCAGUACGAUCAGUUAAGAAUGCGUCACUCCCAGUAGGCGCUGACGUCACUUCAUUUGGCAAAGACUACUUUUCAUGAGAAUAGCCUGGAACGAGGACGGAAUGGCACGUGACUAUGUGGAGAGCGAAAUACAUGACGGUUACUGGAAAUGAACCUCAUUCACACAAGGAAAUAUUGUUUAUCACAGGAAAUAUUGUUUAAUUAUUGAUAACGGGUCAAGAUGUGUAGGUCCUGAGUGUUAUUGCAACAAAUAUUGCAAGGAAAUAUUCGUGUCUUGGUGAUGCGAGAAUGUGAAUUGAAUUCAAGGCUGUAAAUAUUUCGUUAACAAUAUAGUUGUUUUUAAUUCUGAUGUAUAGUCGCCAUUUUCUUACCAAAGGACAUCAAAAAGGAAAAACAACGGGGCGGAAUCCUCCCCUAUGGAGGAUAUUUAUUAAUUUAUUUUCAAUGCACAUGUUAUUGUCAGUAGCUCGUUGUAGGUAAUUUUGAAAUUUGCUACAUGUGUAAUAUUGUAACGCUUUACUCCUAAGAGGUAUUGAUGGUAUGGGUCACGAUGCAACAAAUUCUAGUAUUAUUUUUAAUCUAAUUUUAUCACUAGGAAAUAGGAAUUUCUUUUAAUUUUUGAAUUUCUUCCCGGGGGGGGGGUGUAGCAAGAUUGAGGAAACAAUUUGUAAAUUAUGCUAGCUUGUGAAUGACUUGAGUUCAUCAAAGUUAUUGAUAAUAGAGUGGUUUUCAUUUGAGAGUCGAAAAGUAAUUGGUUUUGCACUUUCUACGCCUCACAAUUGGCUUAAAAACUCGCGCCACUUUUUGAUCCAAUCAGAAGUACAACCAAAACCAAUUGUAACGCGUUCGCAUGUAUUUUCCCGCACUUUGCGUCAGCUACCUGUAAUUACUUCGAGCUUUGAUUGGUUCAUUGUAUUGUCUGUGUCCUCUGUGAUUGGCUAGAGUAAUUACUUUGGUUUUGGUUUUACCACACUCAAUUGAAAACCACUCUACUAGCGGUUUUAGUGUUUUUAGUGUGUUUUUACAACUCUCUAGUAGGUAAUGGUGGAUGUAAUAGCACGAGUAGCAUUAGCUAGGAGGUAAAAAAAAA
Molecule: messenger RNA, 2635 nt
Organism: Orbicella faveolata
Lineage: Eukaryota; Metazoa; Cnidaria; Anthozoa; Scleractinia; Merulinidae
Product: calcium/calmodulin-dependent protein kinase type II delta chain-like
Biological process (GO): protein phosphorylation
Molecular function (GO): ATP binding; calmodulin binding; calcium/calmodulin-dependent protein kinase activity
Source: RefSeq, a predicted model, not a curated record